Eutrema salsugineum is the source of this 1747-nucleotide messenger RNA. RefSeq names its product tyrosine-specific transport protein. NCBI's taxonomy places the organism in Eukaryota, Viridiplantae, Streptophyta, Magnoliopsida, Brassicales, Brassicaceae. Gene Ontology annotation, biological process: amino acid transmembrane transport. The transcript is spliced from 14 exons. The record is from RefSeq and is a predicted model, not a curated record. Bases 114 to 1628 code for a protein of 504 amino acids.
UAGUCUAUUCAAAACCUUUUGAACUGGGACUCGAAGAAAACCAAAAGACUGAUCACAGUCUCUGAGCUCAGACAUCACAGACAAAGAUAGAAUAAACACAGAGAGAAAAAGAGAUGUCUGUCUCUCUAAGCUACACUUGUCUUAGAUUGCCCACCGCUUCUGUUUCACAAAAACUCUUAGUUCUCAACGGAGUUCUGCCUGUUCAUGUCCGAAGAUUUUCUAAUAAUUCCUCAUCCCGUUUUGGUUUCAAAUCAAACCCAUUCUUUAGAGCUCAAACCCCCAGAUUAUUCAAGUUUUUCCCUCAGAGGCUCUCCAAUGAAGGCAGAGAAGCACAAGGAAUAACAGAAGAAGAAGAAGAAGAAGAAAAGGUUGUCGAAUUUGAGAGGCUAUUCUCUAACCUUAAUCGAUCAACAUUAAAGCGAGAAUCCGGAAGUUUGUCCAGUGCGAUUUUCUUGGUUGCAGGCACUACCGUAGGUGCAGGGAUACUUGCGAUUCCAGCCGUGACACAAGAAUCUGGUUUUCUAGCCUCUGCAGUCGCCUGCAUUCUCUGUUGGGCUUUUAUGGUUGUGACAGGUUUGCUGGUCGCUGAAGUUAAUGUCAACACCAUGUCUGAACUAGGCUCUGGAGGCGUAUCUCUCGUCUCAAUGGCAAAGCGGACACUUGGAUCUGUUGGAGUUCAAGUUGCUUCUUGGUCCUAUAUUCUCAUACAUUACACCCUUCUCGUGGCCUACAUUGCUCGGUCUUCAGGCAUCCUUACAAACUUCCUCGGCAUUCCAAUAUGGGAGAGCGCAACUCUGUUCUCACUGGUUCUCGGAGGCAUUUGCUUCUUUGGAAGUCAGCGAUUCAUCGGUGCAACCAAUGGAGUUCUUGUGUUUGGACUAAUUGCAUCGUUUGCAGCACUCGUGGCAGUUGCGAGUGGAGGCUUGCACUGGGAAGCUCUUCUCAAGGCCAACUUUGAGGCAGUUCCCAUGAGUAUACCCAUUAUUGCCCUCUCAUUUGUUUAUCAGAAUGUUGUGCCGGUUCUCUGCACAGAUCUUGAAGGAGACUUGCCGAAAGUAAGAACCGCGAUUGUUCUAGGCACUGCCAUACCACUUGGCUUGUUUCUUGUGUGGAAUGCUGUAAUUCUUGGAUCGUUUCCAGUGACCGGGGUGGCUGCUGAGAAGAUGAUCGAUCCUCUUCAGCAAUUGAGAUCAAGCAGUGUCAAUGUUGGUCCUUUUGUGGAAGCCUUCUCUCUUAUCGCAAUCUCAACAUCUUAUAUCGGAUUUGUCUUAGGCCUCUCUGAUUUCUUUUCUGACUUAUUGAAGCUCCCGACCAGGCAGAACAAGCCUCUUCUUUACCUUCUUACAUUGGUUCCACCGCUUGUCUUGUCUCUACUGGACCCAGAGAUUUUCUUCAAAGCCUUGGAUUUUGCUGGAACAUAUGGAGUUCUUGUAUUGUUCGGAAUCCUCCCAGCUGCAAUGUCUUGGUCAGAUAGGUACUCAGUCUCAUCAUCAACAGCAACAGCAAAAACUUUUCCGAGACUUGUUCCAGGAGGAAAAUUCACCCUUUCUCUUGUGAUGGGAGCCGCAGGAUACGUAAUUAUAUCUGAAGUGAUAGAGAAUUCUUCACGGUACUUGGGUGUUUCGUAAACACAAAUGCAAAGGAAAUAAUAAUAAGCAUUGAUAGUUUAUGUUUCUUGUAACAUGAAAGAAGUCUUGCAACUAGAAAAUAAACAUCUCAGCAAACAGCACAGAAGAACAAAACUUGG